AUGGUCAAGAUUCAAGAAGCAAUUUACCAUGGCAUAAUUGCUGCAGAUUUUCUCUGUAAAACUAAACGAGUUUUCCAGGCUAUCGAGCUGUGGAACGAGUGCUUAAUACUCCUAAACAACAAAGCCUUACAAAACGAACAUAAACUUGCUAGAGAAGGGAGUAUAGCGCUGUACAGGAGGCUGUUUUAUGGAAAUACUGCUAUUAAAAAACUUUCCCCGGCAAUAGAAUCUGGCAAAAAACUUUUAGUCCUACUUCGUAAUUGUGACAGAAAAAAAGAAGAAGGUAACACAGCCUUGAAUUUAUCAACACUGUACCACCAAAAAGGUGAAUACAAGGAGGCACAAGCAUUCCUCGAAAGAGCACUCUACGUUAACAAACAAAUCGAAGACAAAGACGGAGAAGCGUCAUGCUACAGAAACCUGGGAGCUGUGUUUACAUCUGUCGGUCAAUAUGCCAAGGCUGAAGAAUAUCUUCAUAAAGCACUUACCAUUAACACAGAAAUUGGCAAUAAGCACGGAAAGGCGUUAUGUCACAUAAAACUAGCAACUGUGUUUGUAUCUGUCGGAGAAUAUGCCAAGGCUGAAGAAUAUCUUCAUAAAGCACUUACCAUCAACACAGAAAUCCGCCAGAAAGACGUAGAAGCGUCAUGCUACAUAAACCUAGCAACUGUGCUUAAAUCUGUCGGAGAAUAUGCCAAGGCCGAAGAAUAUAUUCAUAAAGCACUUACCAUCAACACAGAAAUCGGCCAGAAAGACGUAGAAGCGUCAUGCUACAUAAACCUAGCAACUGUGUUUGAAUCUGUCGGAGAAUAUGCCAAGGCUGAAGAAUAUCUUCAUAAAGCACUUACAAUCAACACAGUAAUUGGCAACAAACACGGAGAAGCGUCAUGCUAUGGAAACCUAGGAGUAAUGUUCAAAACUGUCGGAGAAUAUGCCAAGGCUGAAGAAUAUCUUCAUAAAGCACUUACAACCAGCACAGUAAUUGGCGACAAACACGGAGAAGCGUCAUGCUAUGGAAACCUAGGAGUAAUGUUUAAAACUGUCGGAGAAUAUGCCAAGGCUGAAGAAUAUCUCCAUAAAGCACUUACCAUACACAUAGAAAUUCGCGACAAACAUGGAGAAGCGUCAUGCUAUAUAGACCUAGGAACUGUGUAUAGAUCUGUUGGAGAAUAUCCCCAGGCUAAAGAAUAUCUUCAUAAAGCACUUACCAUCAAGACAGAAAUUGGCGACAAACGCGGACAAGCGUCAUGCUACAUAAACAUAGGAAAUGUGUUUGCAUCUGUCAGAGAAUAUGCAAAGGCUGAAGAAUAUCUUCAUAAAGCACUUACCAUCAAGACAGAAAUUGGCGACAAACACGGAGAAGCGAUAUGCUACGGAAACCUAGGAGCAAUCUUUCAAGCUGUCGGAGAAUAUGCCAAGGCUAGAGAAUAUAUUCAUAAAGCACUUACCAUCAACACAAAAAUUGGUGACAAACACGGAGAAGCGUCAUGCUACAUAAACCUUGCAACUGUGUUUCGAUCUGUCGAAGAAUAUGCCAAGGCUGAAGAAUAUCUUCAUAAAGCACUUACCAUCAACACAGAAAUCGGCGACAGACACGGAGAAGCGUCAUGCUACGGAAACCUAGGAAUAAUGUUUGAAUCUGACGGAGAGUAUGCUAAGGCUGCAGAAUAUCUUCAUAAGGCACUUGCCAUCAACACAGAAAUUGGCGACAAACACGAACAAGCGUCAUACUAAAUAAACCUAGGAACUGUGUCUCGAUCUGUCGGAGAAUAUGUUAAGGCCCAAGAAUAUCUUCAUAAAGCACUUACCAUCAACACACAAAUUGGCAACAAAGAAGGAGAAGCGAUAUGCUACCGAAACCUAGGAACUGUGUUUAAUUGUGCCAGAGAAUAUGCCAAGGCUAAAGAAUAUCUUCAUCAAGCACUUACCAUCACGACAGAAAUUGGCGACAAACACGGACAAGCGAAAUGUUACGAAAACCUAGGAAUAAUCUUUCAAGCUGGCAGAGAAUAUGCCAAGGCUGAAGAAUAUCUUCAUAAAGCACUUACCAUCAACACAUACAUUGGCGACAAACACGGAGAAGCGUCAUGCUACAUAAACCUUUCAACUGUGUUUCGAUCUGUCGAAGAAUAUGCCAAGGCUGAAGAAUAUCUUCAUAAAGCACUUACCAUCAACACAGAAAUCGGCGACAGACACGGAGAAGCGUCAUGCUACAUAAACCUAGCAACUGUGUUUGAAUCUGUCAGAGAAUAUGCCAAAGCUGAAGAAUAUCUUCAUAAAGCACUUACCAUCAAGACAGAAAUUGGCGACAGACACGGACAAGCGUCAUGCUAUAUACAGCUAGGAACUGUGUUUAAAUCUGUCAGAGAAUAUAUCAAGGCUGAAGAAUACCUUCAUAAAGCACUUACCAUCAACACAGAAAUCGGCGACAAAGACAGAGAAGCGUCAUGCUACAUAAACCUAGGAACUGUGUCUCGAUCUGUCGAAGAAUAUGCCAAGGCUGAAGAAUAUCUUCAUAAAGCAGUUACCAUCAAGAAAGAGAUUGACGACAAAGACGGAGAAGCGAUAUGCUACGGAAACCUAGCUAAAAUCUUUCAAGCUGUCAGAGAAUAUGCUAAGGCUCAAGAAUAUCUUCAUAAAGCACUCACCAUCAAGACAGAAAUUGGCGACAGACACGGACAAGCGUCAUGCUACAUAAACCUAGGAAAUGUAUUACAGUCUGUCAGAGAAAAUUCCAAGGCUAAAGAAUAUCUUCAUAAAGCACUUAACAUCAACACAGAAAUCGGCGACAAAAACGGACAAGCGUCGUGCUACAUAAACCUAGGAACUGUGUUUGUAUCUGUUGGAGAAUAUGCCAAGGCUGAAGAAUAUCUUCAUAAAGCACUUACCAUCAAGACAGAAAUCGCCGACAAAGAAGGACAAGCGUCAUGCUACAUAAACCUAGGAACUGUGUUUCGAUCUGUCGAAGAAUAUGCCAAGGCUGAAGAAUAUCUUUAUAAAGCACUUACCAUCAACACAGAAAUUGGCGACAAAGACGGAGAAGCGUCAUGCUACAUAAACCUAGCAACUGUGUUUGGAUCUGUCGGAGAUUAUGCUAAGGCUGAAGAAUAUCUUUAUAAAGCACUUACCAUCAACACAGAAAUCGGCGACAAAGACGGAGAAGCGUUAUGCUACAUAAACCUAGGAAAUGUGUUUCGAUCUGUCGAAGAAUAUGCCAAGGCUGAAGAAUAUCUUCAUAAAGCACUUACCAUCAACACAGAAAUUGGCGACAAACACGGAGAAGCGUCAUGCUAUAUAAACCUAGGAACUGUGUAUAGAUCUGUUGGAGAAUAUCCCCAGGCUAAAGAAUAUCUUCAUAAAGCACUUACCAUCAACACAGAAAUUGGCGACAAACACGAAGAAGCGUCAUGCUACAUAAACGUAGGAACUGUGUAUAGAUCUGUCGGAGAAUAUGCCAAGGCUAAAGAAUAUCUUCAUAAAGCACUUACCAUCAACACAGAAAUUGGCGACAAAGACGGAGAAGCGUCAUGCUACAUAAACCUAGGAACUGUGUUUCGAUCUGUUGGAGAAUACGCCAAGGCUGAAGAAUAUCUUCAUGAAGCACUUACCAUCAACACAAAAAUUGGCGACAAACACGCAGAAGCGUCUUGCUACAUAAACCUAGGAACUGUGUUUAGAUCUGUCGGAGAAUAUGCCAAGGCUGAAAAAUAUCUUUAUAAAGCACUUACCAUCUACACAGAAAUUGGCGACAAACACGCAGAAGCGUCAUGCUACGCAAACCUGGAAAUAAUGUUUAAAUCUGUCGGAGAAUAUGCCAAGGCUGAAGAAUAUAUUGAUAAAGCACUUACCAUCACGACAGAAAUUCUCGACAACCAAGGAAUAGCGCCAUGCCACAUAUACCCAGGAAGUGUGUUUCAAUCUGUCGGAGAAUAUGCCAAGGCUGUAGAAUAUCUCCAUAAAGCACUUACCAUCAAGACAGAAAUUGGCGACAAACACGGAGAAGCGUCAUGCUACGUAAACCUAGGAACUGUGUUUGGCUCUGUGAGAGAAUAUGCCAAGGCCGAGGAAUAUCUUCGUAAAGCACUUACUAUCAAGACAGAAAUUGGCGACAAACACGGAGAAGCGAUAUGCUACAGAAACCUAGGAACAGUCUUUCAAGCUCUCGGAGAAUAUGCCAAGGCUGAAAAACAUCUCCUUAAAGCACUUACCAUCAACACAGAAGUUGGCGACAAACACACAGAAGCGUCAUGCUACAUAAACCUAGGAACUGUGUUUCGAUCUGUCGGAGAAUAUGCCAAGGCUGAAGAAUAUCUUCAUAAAGCACUUACCAUCAACACAGAAAUUGGCGACAAACACGGAGAAGCGUCAUGCUACAUAAACCUAGGAACUGUGUUUCGAUCUGUCGGAGAAUAUGCCAAGGCUGAAGAAUAUCUUCAUAAAGCACUUACCAUCAACACAAAAAUUGGCGACAAACACGCAGAAGCGUCUUGCUACAUAAACCUAGGAACUGUGUUUGAAUCUGUCGGAGAAUAUGCCAAGGCUGAAAAAUAUCUUUAUAAAGCACUUACCAUCUACACAGAACUCGGCGACAAAGACGGAGAAGCGUCAUGCUUCAUAAACCUGGGAAUUGUGUUUCAAUAUGUCGGAGAAUAUGCCAAGGCUGAAGAAUAUCUUCAUAAAGCACUUACCAUCACGACAGAAAUUGGCGACAAACACGGAGAAGCGUCAUGCUACGGAAACCUAGGAAAUGUGUCUCGAUCUGUCGGAGAAUAUGCCAAGGCUGAAGAAUAUCUUCAGAAAGCACUUACCAUAAUCACAGAAACUGGCGACAAAGACGGAGAAGCGUCAUGCUACAUAAACCUAGCAAUUGUGUUUCGAUAUGUCGGAGAAUAUGCCAAGGCUGAAGAAUAUCUCUAUAAAGCACUUACCAUGAAGACAGAAAUUGGCAACAAACACGGAGAAGCGUCAUGCUACAUAAUCCUGGGAACUGUGUUUGAAUCUGUCGGAGAAUAUGCCAAGGCUGAAGAAUAUCUUCAUAAAGCACUUACCAUCAACACAGAAAUUGGCGACAAACGCGCAGUAGCGUCAUGCUACGGAAACCUAGGAGCUGUAUCUCGAUCUGUCGGAGAAUAUGCCAAGGCUGAAGAAUAUCUUUGUAAAGCACUUACCAUCAACACAGAAAUUGGCAACAAACAAGCAGAAGCUUCAUGCUACUUAAACCUAGGAACAAUGUUUGAAUUUGUCGGACAAUAUGCCAAGGUUGAAGAAUUUCUUCAUGAAGCACUCGCCAUCGAGACGAACAUUUGCGAUAAAGACGGAGAAGCGUCAUGCUACUUAAAGCUUGCAGGUGUGUUUCUAAAUGUCAAAGAAUACGCCAAGGCUGAAAAAUAUCUUCAUAAAGCACUUACCAUCAAGACAGAAAUUGGCGACAAACACGGAGAAGCGACAUGCUACAUAAACCUAGGAGCCUAUUUUCAAUCUGUCGGAGAAUAUGCCAAGGCUGAAGAAUAUCUUCAUAAAGCACUUACCAUGAAGACAAAAAUCGGCGACAAAGACGGAAAAGCGACAUGCUACAUAAAUUUAGGACAUCUGGCAGUUAAGGUUGGCGAAUGGGCGAAGGCUCAAAAAUAUUUUGAGGAAGCUCUUCAAAUUAUCAGGGGGACUGGAAACAUGGAUUUGCAAUUUAAAACUUUCCUUUCUCUACAUGAAAGUUCUUUAAAGAUAACAGGAAACUCAUCUGAAGCCUUAUCGAAUCUCCGGAGAAGCAUUCAAAUUUGCGAAAAACUGCUUCUUUCUCUAGGAAGCAAUGAUUGCCGCAAUAUAUCAUUUUUUGACAAGCACGCCUCUGCGUAUCGGCUGUUUUGUUCGUUGAGUUGUUCUUGUGGGAGACCUUAUGAAGCUUUACACGUUGCUGAACUUGGACGGGCCAGAGCUCUAGCAGAACUUAUGUCAAAUCGGUACUCGAUUAAAAAAGAAAUAUCUAUCAACAUACAAUCGUUUGUUGACAUUGAGGAAGUAAUUAUGAGAAAUGGCAACAGCACCUGCCUAUACAUCUCCUAUGACUACAAUGACAAUAUAUUCUUCUGGGUUUUGGCAUACAAAAAACCGGUAGCUUUCCGAAAAACGACAUUUUUUGAAAGCUAUGUUAGCAAGCACGGCAAAAUCUCUGUGGAUGACCUGUUUGGAAACGAAAGGUUGUUAAGAAAUUUUCACGUUUUACCUCAAGAGCAAUGCGAAGACCGAUCACUCUUCUCUUCAUGCGCCAACCAACUUACAAACGAAUCAAAUCUCUCAUCCUUGCGUCCUCUUUUAGAUGAGGAAGAAGUAAUCACAGAACCUGAACUGCCAACACUUUUUCAGGUUUACAAUAUUCUGAUUGCUCCCGUACGUGAUUUGCUAGAAGGAUCUGAAAUCAUUGUUGUUCCUGAUCGCUGCUUCUUCCAAGUUCCCUUUGCAGCAUUACAUGAUAAAAGUAACCGCUAUUUAUCAGAUUCUUUCCGGAUACGCAUUGUCCCUUCUUUGACGACUCUCAAGCUCAUUCUGGACAGUCCAGCGAACUCUCACAGCCAAAAAGGAGCAUUAAUUGUGGGUGAGCCAAGUGUGAUGGAUGUGUAUUUCGAGGGAAAGUUAAGAUAUCUCUGUCCAUUGCCCGGCGCGAAAGCGGAAGCGCAGAUGAUUGCAAGACUACUACCUGAAUCUCAUCUUUUAAUAGGAGAGCAAGCAACAAAGCAAGCAGUUCUUCAGAGAAUACCGUCAGUGAGUCUCGUGCAUUUCGCUGCUCAUGGUGAUGCCGAAAGAGGAGAAAUUGCUCUUACCCCCGCUGACUCCACAAUGGGGACUCCACAUGAAGCAGACUACUUACUGACAAUGACUGACAUUUCACAAGUCAGACUGUCAGCCAAACUUGUGGUCCUUAGCUGUUGUCAUACCGCACGUGGACAGAUCAAAACAGAGGGCGUUGUUGGAAUCGCUCGAGCAUUCUUAGGAUCAGGUGCACGCUCAGUGUUGGUGGCAUUGUGGGCCUUACAAGACAGAGCAACAGAGGAGUUCAUGAGAAUAUUCUACGAAAACCUUGUCCAAGGAGAAAGUGCAAGUGAAUGUCUUCACCGGGCCAUGAGGUGGAUGCGAAAUAACGGUUUCUCUGAAGUGAGGCAGUGGGCACCUUUCAUGCUGAUUGGGGAUGACGUGUCAUUUCACUUUAGCGAAGAGAAGUGAAGGUAAAUACUUCAUGAAAAUUAGGGCGAUAGGAAGUCUGCCAGGUCUUCUUGUAUUGCAGUUUUAUCAACUGGGAACUUUUGGUACUUUUAA
Porites lobata is the source of this 7308-nucleotide messenger RNA. NCBI's taxonomy places the organism in Eukaryota, Metazoa, Cnidaria, Anthozoa, Scleractinia, Poritidae. The record is from the annotation of a GenBank genome assembly.